GGCACUUUCAGAAUUUUCUGAUUUUCAAUGAAACAAGACACUUGAGAGUUGAAAGCGAUUCAUUUUCGUUUCUCAAUUAUUUCAAUGUUCUCGCGAUUGUCUCGUUGCGGUGUUAACUAGCUGUUUACUGGAAGUGCAGUGGUGUGCAGUGUUAAAUUGUUUUUUACUUCGUACAUCCACAGCAAUGGAUGAAAAACUAUUGUUGGACGAUGUUUCCAGCAGUUUAAGAGAUCGAGUGUUUUUCGCUGCUAGAGAUGGAAUGGCUUUAACGCUUUACGCGUUAUUGUAUGAAAAAAACACAGAUGAGAUAGACGACCUUUUAAACAACGAUGUAUGCUGUGAUGGAGUCAAAUGUACACCACUUAUUGCUGCUGCAAGGCACGGGCGCGAAGCCGCCGUACGAAUACUUUUAGAUAAAUUCCGUCCACCUGUAAGACUUGAAACGGAAGGCACUGUAAAGUUUGACGAAUAUGUCAUUGAAGAAACCAUCAGGGAAUUUUUGUACUUGACAGGAGCCACAGCGCUAUGGUGCGCGGCGGGCGCUGGCCACUUAGGCAUAGUGAAAAGACUUGUCCGAGCCGGGGCCAACGUGAAUCAUGCAACGAAGACUUUAAGUACCCCACUGAGAGCUGCAUGUUUUGAUGGCCGCUUGGAUAUCGUGAAGUAUUUAGUCAGGCAUGGUGCGGAUAUUCACAAGGCUAACAAAUACAAUAACACCUGCCUAAUGAUUGCGGCGUAUAAGGGGCAUUUGGAUGUCGUACAAUUUUUAUUGGAGAGUGGAACAAGAGUGGACGAUAGGGCACUUUGCGGUGCGACUGCGUUGCAUUUUGCAGCUGAAUGUGGACAUGCAGCCGUCGUUUGCGCACUGAUGGACCACAACGCCAAAAUGUUGACUAACCAGAACGACAUGACACCGCUGCAGUGCGCAGCGGAACGUGCGCGCGCGUCGGUAGUGGAAAUACUCGCGGCGAGACCGGAUGUUACGCGCGCUCAGGCGAUCGACGCUUUCGAGUUACUCGGCGCUUCGUUUGCUAAUGACAAAGAAUAUUAUUGUUUACGGAUGGCGUAUCAAUACCUGCACAGAGCAAUGACGAUGAGAUACGACACUCGAUAUGGCCAGUUGCUGAAGAAACCUGCCGAUCCCAUACCGGCUUAUGAUAACUGGCGAGAAAGUACCACUUUAGAGGAGGUGGAGAGAUUACAUGGAAACCCACACGCGUUGCACAUGGAAGGUCUGACAGUCCGCGAGCGGAUUCUCGGUCGCCAAUGUCCAGAUCUGCCCCACCCGGUCGUGUUUCGGGGCGCGGUUUUUGCUGACGAAGCAAGGUUCGAACGGUGCCUCGCGUUGUGGAGACACGCCCUUACACUACGGAUUCUCAAUUCUGUGUCGGUUGUGAAAGAUCUACUGAGGUUCGCUCAGGUUUUUUCGCAGAUGAUUCAUAUUGGAAUUGAAUUACCGCUUUUUCAGGUAUGUUUUGUAUUGGAGGCUUGCGCUGAAGAAUUGCGAAGAGGUAUCAAAAGGCUCGAGUCUGAGAGUGACACAGAAGCUUUGAUAGAGGAGUACGAGAGCAAUGUGCGAACUGCUCUCUAUCUCGUUGCUGUUGCUGCUCGAUUGCUUGAGAAUCCUAAUAAUGAUGAGCAAACAAACAGACUGACAAGAUGUUCAGUGUUCAAUCUGCGUGAUGUGACUCUUCGUACGGGCGGUACCCUUUUACACCUAGCCGUGGACAGACGGACGCCAGUUGACGAUUUUCAUACUAGUGAUGUUUGCCAAUUCCCUUGCACAAGAACAACUAGACUGCUUCUCGAGUGCGGCGUGAAUGUGGACGUAGCCGAUGACUCGAGGAGAACUGCGCUACACGUUGCGUUGCUGUCCUAUCAGUAUAUGCCUGUCCUAUGUGUAGAGGAACGGGAGGCCUGGAGCGAGGCGUUGUGCGGCUGUGUGUGUGAGUUGCUCGCACGCGGCGCACACGUCGACGCCAUGGACAUGGACGGGAUAACCCCUCUCGUCGCUUCCAUUGGAGGUCCAGCAGAGUCUUUAGUCCGUUCUGCGCUAAACCCCAGGCUGAGCUGCUUAGCAGCGUCUGCGCUUGCGCACCACGGAUCGAAGUACCGUCCCGAACAAGUGCCAAAAGACUUACACGAUUUCCUCAUCAUGCACGGAGUUUAUCCAGUAUAAUUUAACUUUAAUUUCAUUGCAAAAUAAACUUUAAUUCGAAGCAACAAACACGUAAUUCAUAUAUUCUUCACUAACCUAUUUCAGUAAAGAUUGUAUGAAUUACUCUGAAGAUUAGUUGUUACUAGACUGUCCCUAUAUGUUACGUCAAAUUUAGGAACUGUUCAAAGGCUCGGAUAUUAUUAUAUGCUUUAAAAUAUAGGUUAACCAUAGAUAUCAUAUCAUGGCACGUAUCGGCAGAUGACAGUCUAAGUCACGAUAGUCGUGUGACGUCUUUGACAUAUCCCGUAUAUUAUUAUCUUCAUAAUAAUUUCUAAAAAAUGUAUCGAUGUGUUAUUUUUAUAUAACUAAUUUAUAUAGCAAAGUUGGGUUAGAUUAGAAAAUGCGGAAGGUUCGCGUAAAAAUUGAAAUGUCAGCGAAACUAUAGAGCAAAACUUGCCAUUUAAUUUAACAUUUCCUCGACAUAGACAAUAAUUACCUACUUUAUAGAUUCGAUUAAUAUAUUCCUAUUUACAGAUUAUCUAUGGAAAUGAAAGCAUCGAUGUAUAUCAUAUGUCAAAUUGUUUGUCUUCGUUAUUGUCGGAAAACUAGUCUGUGUAAUGUUUAAUAUGCAAAGGCCACAGAUUAUAUAGCUGUUUGACCAGUUCCUAAAUUUAACUUGCCUUAUACAGGGUGUCCCAUAAAUCAUGAGUGACAGUGAAGUAGAAACUCAGGGAAUUAAAAAAAUGUUAUUCUUUAAAUUAUUGCCAUGCCAAAAGGUUUUUACAGUCAUCUAUCCGAAUGUGUUAAGAACUGUCCUAUGCAAUAUUGGCAAGUGGCAAAAUUAUGACGCAUUUAAACCCAAUUCCAACUUCUUACUUCCUCUUUUUUCUGGGUUUAAGUAUAUUGUUGACUUCGGUUUGACGUUAUUUUUUGGGACACCUGUUUUAAUAUUGACAACGACUUAUGGGUUUUCAUAUAAAUACUUGUACGGACUCGUAUCAUAAUUAGUUAUUUACGAAGCUUCUAUUGAUAUUCAUCGAUAUCAUUUAACAUUUUAUGUUAGAAAAAUAGUACAAUGGUUGUAUAGAGGUGAUAUUAUCUGUGUAAAACUGGAGUAUAUUCCGUCCAAACUUUUGACAGCGAAACGUCGGAUUUAAAAUGUAAAAAACGCGUUUCAACCUUUAAAUUGGGCUUUGGUUUCCUAUUAUGCAUUUUGACAAUGACAAAUGACAUCAAAUGCGCUACUGUAUAUUGACAAAGUGUCUGCUGUCAAAAGUAAAAAGGUCGGAAUAUAUCCGGCAUAAUUUUUGUGUCUAUUACCUUUGAAACCACGUUACGAAUUCUAUAAGUAGAAUUUGAACUGUGGUUGUUUAAUGUUUAUUUAAAUGUUUAUCCUAUUCAAAGAUGGCGUUGAAUCUUUGGUUCGUAAGAGAUAUAUUUAUUGAAUCGAGCCUCGUUUGGCCAUUUAUAUUUUUUAAAUAUAUUAUAAGGAAAUAUAAUUCACUCGUUCUAUGGCGAAAAUGCCACACACUGAUAGUUUGAAUACGUACUUAUGUAUAUAUUUUCAUAUUAACCUAAUUUUUAUUAUAGUUCUGAAUAUAUUUUUGGAUAAGUUAUGUCCGAAAUGGUAAUUUGCGAUUUUUUUUAUAAUCCAAAUUGAACAUUACAAUUUGCCAUAGCACUCCAAGGUCGGGCACAAAUUAAAACAAUAAUUACUCUUAAAAUGACGGCUGUCAAAUGGUCUACAACUUGAGUUGACAAUUUACCGUUUCGGGCGUUAGUUUUAAUGACACAGAUAUAUCAGUUAUUUACACGAACUACAUUUUGAUAUUAACUGUAAAUAUUCUAAAUUAAUUUUAUUGUUAUUUGAACCGAUUUUGUCUGCCAUAUGUUUUUCGUCCAUCUUGUAUGUUAAAGCAUUUAUCAUACGAAUUGUAAAAUGAGUUGAACACGGAGAAUGUGUUCGAGAUGUGAUGCAACAUAAUAUUAUCAAAUGGCUCAAAGUUAUAGAUUAAGUGUGAGAUUGGGUAAUUUUGAUCGACAAAAAUAAAAAAAUCUUAAUAAUCUAUGUUCCUACAUAGAGCAAAUUUAAAAAUACAUGACACCACAGAGCACAGAAGCCAUUUCGAAACUGACAGUUCAAGUUCAGUUGACAAUAUUCAAAUUAAGAAAUGUUAUUCAAUAUUACUCAAACUCAAUGCAUGCAAAUAUUUAAGGAAAAAUACAAUGUGAUAAUUAUAGAAUAUUUUAGGCUAGGAAAGCCUCACGGGGCUUCUAGGUAAGAGAUUUUGGCCUUUGAAUUUAAUAAUGAAUAUAUAAUUCAUAAGUGUCACUGACGUGGCAUGACAUAUUAUCGAUUCGAUGUUCGAUUUGACGUAACAGACAUUGACAUUGACAAUUUACUGUUGAAAUUUCUUUUGAAUAAUUGUGUAAAUUAAGUUGAAUCGAACGCACAAUUUAGUAGCAUAGAUUUGCUAGUAUUGAGAUAUUUUAUAUUUAAGUUAAUAAACUCGGAUAAGAUGCCUUAAAUAUAAUAAAAUGCAAGAACAGUGAUGCUAAAACUUUCCAGGUCUGGACUCAAAUCAAAAAUCAAACAUUGGACAUUGGUCCAGGUUUGAUUUUGAGACUAUGGUUUCUUGAUUACUGUCAGUGAAAAAGUUUUAUUUAUUGUUUAUAAAGAAAGUUAUCUACUAAGAUUAAUUAAACUAAAAAGGAAAUUUACGUGGAUUUGCAAGAAAGAGGCAUCUAUCCCAGUUUUACAGUAUACAAAACUAUUUUACAGCUAAUUAAGUUUAUUUUAUCAACUUUGACUUAUCAGACGGGUCACUAUGCUAUCAGUUGACUAGGUAACAAAACAUAAUGAUCUUCUAUCCAAUUUCAAUGGAAGAAUUUUUGUUGUGCAUAAUAGUCCAUCUGAAACGAUUAGGUCUUGUUGAAGAAUAAAGAUUCUGUAUAUUUUCGUGAUGUCGCUCAAAUGAUGGCCAUAAUGAGCUUAUAGAUAGUAAUUUCUGCUAUACGCCGGUAGUCUAAGGCUUUCUAACUAAAUCUCUAUUUUUCUUGAAAGAGUUAAGAUUAUGCAUAUCAAGGACCAGUCUAAACGCAGCUUUAAUUAACUUAAAUUAUUCACGAAGUUUCCGUUAAUUAAAGUUGCGUGCGUUGUCGUUAACUAAGGUAUGUUUCAAAGAUAUGUAAUCCCAAGUCUCUUAGAGUAAGAUUCUGUCGGGACACCGUUACUGACCAUAUGUCAAAUACGUUUUUGACAUAAUAUAUAGUGAUACAGUUCUAUUCCUAACCUUUAGUUAUUUCAAAAUCUCUUUUCUUGGGAAUUUUAACUGCACUGUCUUAUAUAUAUUUUUUUACAUAAUUUUCAAAUUCGUCAAAGGUUGGAUGGUUCAAUGCAUUUCGGUUUGAUUCCGGUUUUGUAGAAUUUUAUGAAAUUAAAUGUGACAGUAAUUGCUGUAGGCACAGGUUUAAAACCCACUGGUUCUUAGAAAACCCAUUAGUAACAGUAUUUAUUCGUAUUUGCGCAUGGAGAUUACGUAAAAUUUGAUAAACGCGAAACAUUAGUGAUUUGUAUGGUCGUGAGCGACGCUCCUUGGUUGUAUUUGGAUGUAAAGCAACGCGAAGCGAACGUAUAGAAAAUCCUUUUGACAGUCCGUAUUUAUUCGAACUAGAGAACGCGAGAAAUAGAUUAUCUAUAGUGAACAUUUUGUUUAAAGAAAGACAAAGGCCUCUAGAAAGAGAAAGAGAAGAAACGAAAAGAAAAUGAUUUUUUUGGGUAGGUACGUUAUAUGUAGGUUUUGAUGCAACACUCACAAAGGUUUAACAGUUUUGUUUUAAAUUCUCAUCUCCUUGUAAUAAGUUUUGCUGUGAAACACACUUGGGUGGGAUAAAUUUUACGUAUAAGCCAUAUAUACUUUGUAUAUAUUUUGUGAUUAAAUAAUUCGUUAGUGCCUUAAUUAGUUACAAAUACGCCGAAGGAGCCAAGUUUCAUACAAAAGUUUUCGUUGCUAUUUUUACGUAUUGCUGUGUAUAGAAUUAUCGAAAAGUUUCUUACGCUGAAUAUAAUAUGAUUUUUACAUGUCUAGUUUGUAUUGUGUUCAAUUAUUAUUUAAUGGCUUUAGUGAUCAGUGCAGUUAUUUUCGUGCAAUAUUGUUUAUCCAUGGCCCACUGCACUUAAAUCUAGUCAAACUGUUAAAAUUAGUGUUUAGUUCGGGAUUUGUAGACAUUUUUUAAUAAAUUGGUUUAAUUU
This is a messenger RNA of Pieris rapae (cabbage white), 6410 nucleotides long. It is a transcript of the gene Fem-1, whose product is annotated as protein fem-1 homolog B. The coding region runs from base 185 to 2179 and encodes 664 amino acids. The record is from RefSeq and is a predicted model, not a curated record. Gene Ontology annotation, molecular function: protein binding. Lineage: Eukaryota; Metazoa; Arthropoda; Insecta; Lepidoptera; Pieridae. The transcript has 15 exons.